AAUUGAAUACGAAAAUGGCGAACACGAGCAAACCUCCGAUGAACGACGAGUGGAAAAAAUAAUUAUUUUAAAUUCCGUUUUGCCAGCGAAAUUCCAACGCGAGUCAGCUAAUGUAAAAAAAAAGUGCGCAAAACAAAAGGCAAUGCAAUUUUAAAGUAUGAAACGACCAAAGUGCAAUCGGUUGUGCAUUGAUGGCCAGCUAAAUAGAAUAAAUUAACUAUUUGCAAAUUACGAAAAAGCAGCUGAAAAACCAAUUGAGUCGAAUGUGUGGCUACAAUCGUGUGCGUACGUGAGUGUGUGUGAGUGAGCGGGCAAGAACAACGUAAAGCGGAAAGGUAGCGGGACGGACAGCAGCCAAUAAACGAAAGGAAAUAAAAAUAAAACCAAAAAUUAACAGUGCAAAAAAAUAAAAUAAAAUCAAGAGAAGUACGAAAUAAAACUUGGCGGUAAACUCUGCAAGCGUGCAUGUAUGCGUGUGUGUCUCUCUCUCUCUCUCUCUCUCUUGAGAAGCUGUGUGCGUGUGUGCUUGUCAGCUUCUCUCUGUGUGUGCGUGCCUAAAAUGUGCAUAAAAAUAACCGAUAAACUGCGCAACAAAAACAACAACUAACGCACCGCUUACUGUAAUCGCGUUCUCUAUGCGUGCACUACGUAACAGGCGAACACGUAACGUUAACGUAAGCAGUAAAGCAGCAGCGCAGCCAAGGCGGCAAAAGAAAUACCUGACUGACUAUUCUACAAUUAGGCGACAUAUUGCGUGCGCGCCAUGUGUGCAACCAAUUAUGCAAAAAACCAACAAAUUGAACGACUGCGGCAACGACAGCGCUGAUCUACGCUUGCAGCGACAAAUUUAAAUAUAAAUAGCAACAACAACAACAACAACAACACACGAAAAGCGCUGCCAGCAGCAGGACGUCGUCGCCGCCGUCGUCGUCGUCGUCGUCGUCGUAGCACUGAGCUUUUGGCGCUGUGCGUGUUGAGCACCGCAGCGAAAGUGAACGCGUAAAAGAGCGAGAGAGUGUGAGAGAGAGAGAGAGAGUGUAAGGGAGAGAGAGGGGGGCAACAAUAAUAAGAACGCCAAUCAUAAUAACUGCAAUUGCAAGGCACAGCGAAAGACUCUCUCACAUACAAAAUGGCUGCCGUGCGGGGACAUCAAUACUUUAGUCUACGCUGGAAUAACUAUCAGAACACGAUGACGUCAGUGUUUCAGCAGCUGCGCGAGGAUCUCUCCUUUGUCGAUGUGACCUUGUCCUGUGAGCAUGGCUCGCUCAAGGCACACAAGGUUGUUUUAUCCGCCUGCUCGACGUAUUUUCAAAAGCUGCUGCUCGAGAACCCGUGCAAGCAUCCAACGAUUAUACUACCCGCCGACAUCAUAUUCACAGAUCUGAAAACAAUUAUCGAUUUUGUUUAUCGCGGCGAAAUCGACGUAACCGAAUCGGACCUACAGGGCUUGCUGCGCACCGCAGAACAAUUGAAAAUCAAAGGCCUCUGCGAGCCGGCUGAGAAUGCGGAUGAUUUAAAUGACGCGGCAUCGGCGACAAUAACCGUAUCGGAGAACAUACAGCAGGCGGUUGUUGGGAACAUUGUGAACGCGAGCCUAGUGCCCGGCGCGCCCUCGCCCACAAUCGAGCAGCAGCAACAGCACCAUCAGCAGCAACAACAGCAACAACAGCAGCAGCAGCAACAGCAGCAGCAACAGCAGCAGCAGCAGCAACAGGAGCAACUGGUGAAUAGUGCGCUGCUGACACAGCAUACGCUUGCAACAAUCAGUGGCAUACAGUUGGCCAACGCGGCCGGUCAGCAGCUGCUGAGCAACACAGGCGGCGGCACAAGCAGCAGCUUGCAACAGUUGCAGCAGCAGCAACAGCAGCAGCAGCAGCAGCAGCAAUUGCAGCCAACGCCGCGUAAAUCGCGACUGCGUAAACGCUCCAAAUCGCCAGAUUUGCAACUGGGUGGCAACGCCGCCGGCCAGCAACCACAGCCGGCACACCACCAGCAGCAACAGCAACAACAACAUCAGCAACAACAGCAUCAGCAACAACAACAGCAACAACAACAACAACACCAUCAUCCGCAAACGAUACUCAUCCAGGGACAAAAUCAAACAUCGAUCGUGAGUCUACAGCAAACAGCAGACGGCAAUUAUAUACCAGUGGCAACAGCUGGCGACGACUCCGAUAGCGAUAACAAGCCGCAAAAGAUCUGCAAGACAGAGCAGUCGGUGGCCUCGCCGGCAUCCAACUCGUCCACAUCGAAUAAUGCAGCGGGCGUGAGCGGCCAGGCGAUUGUGACACAAAUUGUAGUAGCGCGCGACGGAAAAGAUAAAAAUAUGACUAGUUUAGGCAUGGGCAUGAACGGCGGUCUGUUGGGCGUGCCCAUGGGCUUUCUGGACUUCACACCGGAACCACCAGCACCAUCGGCCACACCAGUCACCGUUACGGAACACGUCGAUCUAUCGUGCAACCCCAGCACCGAUACACGCGAUCUAUCAAAUCCCACCGAACCGCUCGACAUUGACAAUCAUUUGGCUCAGCACAUCCAUCGGCUCGAUCAAUCUCCCAUGCACUCAAUAUCACAUCACCAUGCAACCGGGGACGAGAGCAACUCGAAUCUGGCGCAGCAUAUCAAAAGUGAGGUGAUUGAGGCCAAGCACCUGGUGCAUGUGCAACAGCAGCAGCAGCAACAACAACAACAACAGCAACAACAGCAACAACAGCAACAACAGCAACAACAGCAACAGCAACAACAUGCACAUCAUCACCAGCACUUGCAUGCCCAGCAAUUGCUGGCGCAGAGUCAGCAACAGCAACACCAGCAGCAGCAGCAGCAACAACAGCAGCAACAGCAGCAGCAGCAGCAGGCGGCGGUGCAUGCGGCACAGCAUGCAGCGCUUGCAACGCAUGCAGAAAUCGGUGGCGCCACCGUCAUGGAGAUUGAUCCGAGCCAGAUCAAGCAUGAGCCGGGCAUGAUUAUAACGCCAGAGAUUGUCAAUAUGAUGUCCACCGGGCAUAUGGACAUGUACAACUCGGAUACGAGCGAGGACUCAAUGAUGAUCGCCAACGGUUCGCCGCACGAUCAGAAUGAGCCGCAUUAUACGAAUUUGGAUCAGCAGCACGGCGGCCUGGGUGGCAGCGUUUGCGGCCCCGGCGCCGGUGGUGUUGGUGGUGGUGGUGGUGGCGGCAUUGGUGGUGGUGGUAGUGCUGGCGAGAAAGGUCAGUUUAAUGGUCCCAAAGCUUGGACACAAGAUGAUAUGAAUUCAGCUUUAGAUGCAUUAAAGAAUCAAAACAUGAGCCUGACGAAAGCAUCUGCCAUUUAUGGCAUACCAUCAACGACCUUAUGGCAGCGUGCUCAUCGUUUGGGCAUCGAAACGCCUAAGAAGGAGGGCGGUACCAAAUCGUGGAACGAGGAUGCCUUACAGAAUGCCUUGGAGGCGUUGCGUUCGGGUCAAAUAUCGGCUAAUAAAGCAUCCAAAGCGUUUGGUAUACCCUCAUCGACGCUCUACAAGAUUGCGCGUCGCGAGGGCAUACGGCUGGCGGCGCCAUUCAAUGCCGCACCAACCACGUGGACACCCGAGGAUUUGGAGCGUGCAUUGGAGGCGAUACGCGCCGGCAAUACGUCUGUACAAAAAGCAAGUGCCGAAUUCGGCAUACCGACAGGAACACUUUAUGGACGCUGCAAACGGGAGGGCAUCGAACUGUCGCGUUCGAAUCCAACACCUUGGUCCGAGGAUGCCAUGAACGAGGCAUUGAACUCAGUGCGCGUCGGUCAAAUGUCCAUCAAUCAGGCGGCCAUACACUACAACCUGCCCUACAGUUCGCUCUACGGACGCUUCAAGCGUGGCAAAUACGAUGUCGUGGCCAAUACCAGUGGCAUUUCCCUCAACAAUACAUCGGGCAACACGACCGGCAGCAUUGAGAUUAUCGAGCAUAGUCAAGAGAAUUCGUUGCAUAUGUUGCAGCAACAGUUCCCGUACAGUCCGUCGCCGCAUCCGCCGACGCCGCAGCACCACGGCACGCCGCAGCACCAUGGCGCGCCGCAGCAUCAUAGCACGCCGAUGCAUCACAGUACACCGCAGCAUCACAGUUCGCAGCAGGGUCCGCCGACGCCGCAGGGCAUGCAACAGCACGUGGUGCACAUGCAGCAGCAGCAGCAGUCGCCGCAUCAGGCACACCAUCAGCAGCAGCAGCAGCAUAUGCAACAGGAUGUGGUCACAUCGAGCAGCCAGGUGGUGCAUAGCCAGCAACAGCAGCAACAGCAGCAGCAGCAGCAGCAGCAGCUUCAGCAGAUCUAUCAGCAUCACGGCACGCCCGAGCGUAGUUGAGAAUCACUGCACGCUGCGGCAAUGCUAGGCGGCGGCGGCGGCGGCGGUGGCGGCAAUGGAGGUGGAGGUGGUGGCGGCAACACAACACCAACAACAGCAACAGCAGCUGGAGCAGCAACACCCUUUGCCAGCAUAUCGGGCCUGGCCAGCGGAUCGUCUACGGCGCCGCCAUCGUCGAGCACAGCUGGCACCAGCAAGCGCAAGAAAGCGACUAAGCAAAAGCGUUGAGAAAGCGCCACCGCCGCUGCCGCCGCUGGCUGCGAGAGAGUUGAAGAAGAUGUCGACAGCUCUGCCACGCCCACCAAUAGCAACACAAACGCCACCGUCGUCGCUGCCGCCGCCGCCGCUGCCGCCGCCAUUAAAUUUCGCUUCAACUCGAAGCACUGGAAGCGCAAGUUAAAACAGUUUCAUUUGUUGUUGUCGAAACCAACUGGAAUAGAAGAAGAAGAAGAAGAAGAAGCGCUUGACGCUCAGCCAGAAAUGAGAGCGCCAAGCGAAGAGAGCAAAGAUAAGCAAACGUAAGAGCGAACAACUAAAGCGAAGAGCGUAACUUUUUGGCAGGAAUUAAAAAGCAAAAAA
Molecule: messenger RNA, 4897 nt
Organism: Drosophila virilis
Lineage: Eukaryota; Metazoa; Arthropoda; Insecta; Diptera; Drosophilidae
Gene: psq
Product: pipsqueak
Biological process (GO): regulation of transcription by RNA polymerase II
Cellular component (GO): nucleus
Molecular function (GO): protein binding; DNA binding
Source: RefSeq, a predicted model, not a curated record